UCAGAAUCCGGAUCUCCAUGGAUCCUCGUCGUGAACUACGAGAACCCGGUUACUGAAACAAUCGAUGUGUACGAGGUUGUAUGGAUGAAUGAAACCGAAAAUUGAAGCAGUACAUGUUCAUCAAACACCAAUGGGUUCAUCUACUCUUCAAAUGGCAACAUCAAAAUUCGCUCUUUGCCCAAACGCUUCAGCGUUGAAUAUUUUGAGUCUCAAUAAGACCAUCACUUUUGGGUCCAAUUUCAAACUUCACGUUCUUUCCUCUAACAAUGGUUCAGCUUCUAGCUGUUCUUCUCGUGGGUCCGUGUCAAGUUUAAAAGCAGAUGAGAACAGACGCAGAAGUAAUCUCGAAUCUCUGUUUUGUUAUGAUAAGGCUAUCCCGGAAGAAAUAAUUGAAAAGCCUGUUGGGUUAUCUUUGGCUGAGAAAGCUAUCGGUAACAACUCCCGAUGCAAUGAUUGCCAUGCUAAAGGUGCAGUGCUUUGCGCCACUUGUGCUGGUUCUGGUCUAUAUGUUGACUCCAUAAUGGAAAGCCAGGGUAUAAUCGUUAAAGUUCGUUGCCUAGGUUGUGGGGGAACUGGAAAUAUAAUGUGUACAGAAUGUGGCGGACGAGGUCAUCUGGGCCCAAAUUGAUUCAAGCCUGACUUUUUGGAAUUUUGUUGUAUCACCAAUAUGUAAUGUUUUGGUUGGCAUUGCUUGUAAGUCAUAAUUAUUUUUUAAUAUUUUGUUAUGUCAAGGAUAUCUACCAAUACCAAUCAAAUCAGUCUCAUGUAUCGACUCGUAAUAUUCUUUUGUCAUACAUAUUGAUUGAUUACCUUAAAUAAAUUUACAUGAAAGUUA
Cicer arietinum (chickpea) is the source of this 835-nucleotide messenger RNA. RefSeq lists its product as uncharacterized. NCBI's taxonomy places the organism in Eukaryota, Viridiplantae, Streptophyta, Magnoliopsida, Fabales, Fabaceae. The record is from RefSeq and is a predicted model, not a curated record.